Molecule: messenger RNA, 1701 nt
Organism: Cladophialophora bantiana CBS 173.52
Lineage: Eukaryota; Fungi; Ascomycota; Eurotiomycetes; Chaetothyriales; Herpotrichiellaceae
Exons: 3
Coding region: 1-1701 (566 amino acids)
Biological process (GO): transmembrane transport
Cellular component (GO): membrane
Molecular function (GO): transmembrane transporter activity
Source: RefSeq, a predicted model, not a curated record
AUGUCCGAAAAAAUCACCACCCCCUUCUUAAAACUCUGCCGCCACCUCUCCCCCAAGGUCAGAAAUGUCCAAAAUGGGACGGCCGAGAAAUCCAUCCCUCCUGAGAGUCUAAUCGUUGUUCUACAUGAUGGUGGAAGAGUCGGCGACGUUAUUCGAAGGGAACUUCAAGACAUCAGCGAGGAGAAAAUACUGUCGAUAGCCAAGAGAAUCAAAAGACUACUCGACGUUUGCCUCGUGUCCAUGGCCUGGAUCAUGUUUGCUUUGAAUUCUUUCGACCGAAGCAGUCUCGGGAAUGCAAAAGUCAUGGGCUUGCAGAAGGAUUUGGACAUGAACUCAAAUCAGUAUGGCCUCGCUAUGAUGCUUCUUUUUAUUGCAUAUGUCAUGGCACAAGUUCCUUCGAACUACUACCUGGCAGAGGGACGCCCUUCAAUCUAUCUCCCGGCGGUGAUGGCCCUUUGGGGAUGUGUGUGCACGGCCACUGCUUUUGUGACGACUCCGUCACAACUAUCUGUAGUGCGUUUCUUUCUGGGUCUCUUGGAGGCGCCUUUCUGCGUCGGUUGCCUUUUCCUCAUCUCAUCCUGGUACACAAGGACUGAGCUUGGAUUACGCAGUGCCAUACUUCUGACGGCGCCGAUGACGGCCAACGCCUUCUCUGGCCUUAUCGCUUUUGGUAUUUACGACACAAUCGACGGAGCACGGGGCCUCGAGGCGUGGCGUUGGUUGUUCAUUGUGGGUGGUGUUUGCACAGUUUUCGUUGCCUGCGCCAGCUUUUACGUCCUUCCAGAUUUUCCAUCCAACACCCGCUACCUCUCCGAGAAAGAGAUCGCAGUUGCUCAACUGCGAAUGAUUGCCAACGGUGUUCAGGAUGAUAAAAGCGAUUAUGGCCGUUGGCGCGGCCUCGUGAUGGCUGUAAGCCGCUGGCAAGUCUGGGUUUUCACAGGGAUGUUCCUGCUUUUGGCGAUUGGUGCGUCGGUGCACAACUUCCUCCCCUCGGUCGUAAAGACCCUUGGAUUUUCUCGGAAUACGACCCUGUGGAUGACAGCUCCUCCAUAUCUCAUUGGAGUUGUCGUCACCAUUGCCAACAGUCUGUGCGCCGACCGGCAUCGCAACGCUUGCCCUCACGUUGUUGCGCCGGCCGCACUAGCAAUGCUCGGUUUCUUACUCUUCUUGCUCGACCAGUCGUCCACACGAAGUGGUGUGGGGGUUCGCUACACUGCUGCUUUUCUCAUGAUUGUUGGGGGACAUUCUGGAUAUCCGGUUGUUCUCUCCUGGGCGCAGAAGACGAUACGAGGUCCCAAAGAGAUGCGAGCCUGUGCUAUUGCCAUCAUCAAUGCAUCCGGAAGUAUAUCACAGGUGAGUCGAAAUAAAUCUACUACCGAUCUGUUCGCACAAGGAGAAAUUGCGAGAAAUUCACAGCGAAGACCCUCUAUCCAAGGUCAAGGUCCCGGUGUCCAUCUCUAUACUCCUCUUUGCAUUCCUCAUCGCCACAUCCGAACUGUAUCCAAACCGAUGGGCGCCAAGGUAUACACCAUCGAUGUCCUUGAAUACCACGCGCGCACUGGUAGCGAUUUUACUUGCGAUCUUCAUGCGCCGUCAAACCCGUGCCUCAAGUUCCGUUCCGACGCAAAACCUGUCGAGUUUUUUGACGAGAUCGGCGGCUGGAGGGCAAACCCACUAUUGAUUUCGUUUCCGGUCUUUUGA